UAUUGAUGAAUGGUUUUUUUAAAGUUUUUUAUUUAAAAAUUAAAUUUAGGGGGCAAAUUGUUAUGAUUGGAUUAUUAACACGUUAUGCACGUACACAAUUUUUAGCACCUCCAGACAAUAAUCUUACAACAAAUCGACAAAGUUUUAGUAAAACUAAAAGUUUUGAUAGCGAUGGAAGCGAGGAUAGUCAAUUAAAUAAAACAAAAUCACCUCAAACGCUAGAUCCUGAUCACAACCUCUUACUAGUUGCUGUGCGCCCAUUACUGCAGAGUAGGAAUCCAGCUGUUGUUAUGGCAGUGUCCCAAUUACUUUAUUAUAUUGCCCCAUUUGCCCAACUUUCUGCAGUCCCACGUGCCCUCGUUCGUCUUUUGCGUGGAACAAAUGAAGUUUCUUAUAUAAUUUUGGUUAAUAUUGCAAGUAUGAUAUGUUCAAAUAAUUCUAGAUGGGGAAAUGAAAAAAUUAAAGAAGAAAAUGAAAAGGAAGUAAAAAAUAAAAAAGAAACAAUUUUGUCAGUUAAUAAGACUUUAUUUUCACCUUUUCUAAAAAGUUUCUUUGUUCGUUCUUCUGAUGCUAUGCAAGUUAAGAAAUUAAAAUUAAAUGUUUUGACUUGUUUAGUGGAUGAAUCUAAUGUUCAACUUGUUAUUAGAGAAUUACAGGCUUAUAUGCAAAUGACUGAUUUGGCUGAAGAAGCUGUAGAAGCAAUAGGUCGAUGUGCUUUAGCUGUCCCCUCAGCUGCAUCUGAAACUUGUUUAGCUACAUUAGUUAAAAUUAUAUCUGAUCCAAAUGCUCGAGAAGAGAUUGUUUGUGUUGCUGUUGUUGUGUUGAAACGUUUAUUACAUUCAGAUGCUCCUUUGAAUUUGUUAAAGAAAGUUUCUCGUCUUAUGGAAAAUGUGAAGGCCCCAUUAGCACGUGCUUGUAUUCUUUGGUUAAUUGGCAUGCACAUUAAUCAAGUACCUAAUAUAGCUCCUGACUUGUUGAGAAAAGUGGCUAAAACGUUUGCUGAUGAAGCCGAUUGUGUUAAGCUUCAAGCACUUAAUUUGGCGGUUCGAAUAUAUAUAAUCGAAACUUUAAAAGACAAUAAGAACACUAAAAUAAAUUUACUUAUUGACUAUAUUUUUCAAUUGGCACGUUAUGAUCGCUCUUAUGAUAUUCGUGAUCGUUGCCGUUUCUUACGGAAUAUGCUUUUUUCUAAUUGUUCUUCAACUUCCUCUGCUAUUGUUGAACAAAAAAUAUUUGAUGAUAAUUUUUCGAGCUCUUCUAUAACUAAAUCUGAGGAAUUGAAUAAUGAAGAAAUAACAAAUAAUAAUUCCUCAAUUGAAAAAAAUAUUUUAAAUGGAGAAACAAACUUUCAAAAAGAUGAUGAAGGAAUAGUUAAAUUCCCUUUGGAAAUAUUUUUAAGUGAUCGUCCAGCUCCAUUAAUGCAAAAUUCUUUUGCUGAUAGAGUUGAGCAUUUCCAACUUGGAACACUUUCUCAUCUUUUAAAUCAGAAAUGUUCGGGUUAUGAGCAUUUACCUGACUUUCCAACUGUUCAACCUGACCCUACUAUUCGUCGAGAUGCAUAUCCUUUACCUUCUGAUUCGCUUGAAGCUGCUAAUCAACUUGUAAAAACUAAAAAAUUAAGUGUGGAAGAUGAAUAUACAAGUGUUGAAUCUGGCUCUGAUGAAGAGGAAGAUGAGGAUGAAGAAGAAUAUGAGGACGAGGAGGAAGAAGAAGAGGAUGAGGAAAAUGAAGAUGAAGAGGAUGAAUCAGAAGUUGACGAACCUCGUAAAGAAAUAAAAACAUCGCCGAAAAGAGAUUUUGAAACCAAACAAGUUUUAAAAUCUUUAAAAACGGACGAAAAAGAAUCAAAUGAUGAUUUGUUAUUAUUGGGAAUUGAUUUUGGAACGUCUUCAAUUAAUACAACAUCCUCCGACUUUGUUAUGCCGAAUGUGGAUUUGCCUGUUCGACACUCUGCAUGGCUUCGUGCUUCGGCACAAUGGGCAAAUGAGGAAUUUACAUUUCAUUUUGUUGCUCCAGUUGUUUCUGGUGGUCUUUCAAUUUUUGGCCGUUUUUGUCGUUCUCCAUGUCUUUAUUCAAGUUCUAUGUGUCUGUUACAAACAAGCGGCCCAUUUACUCUUAAUGGACUUGGAGAAGGUGAACGUCGACGUGUAACUAUUGGAAUAGAUUUUGGUGAUACUGCACAAGCAUCGGAAUGGACGGUGAAAUGGGGGCCUGAUGGAGAAAGAUUUGUUCGGUUUGAAGUGAAGGCUCCAUAUGGAGAACAAAUUGAAUCUGUUCAAAUAUCUCAAAAUGAUUUUCUUAAACAACGCAGUCUUCUUAGUGGAAUGAAUCAAAUUAAAAUAAACAAUUUAAAAUUACCUUCUGAUUUAAUUUUGGUUCGAGAAUUAUAUAAAAUUUGUAAUUGUAAACAAGUUGUUGGCGAAGAUGAAAUUGAAUUGGGAAAAAAUUUAUCUUUUGCUGCUCAAACUGUGUCAAACAAAACACUUGUAUUAAUUUCAUUCUUUCCGGAAACUUCGAAAUUAGAGCAAAAUACUUCAAAUUAUUCAACUUUUUGUUUGCAACUUAAUUGUGAAAAUAUUACUUUUGCUUCGAUGUUGGCACAAGAAUUGACGAAGCAUUUUGGUACUUUUGUUGUUAAUAAUUAA
Molecule: messenger RNA, 2645 nt
Organism: Meloidogyne enterolobii
Lineage: Eukaryota; Metazoa; Nematoda; Chromadorea; Rhabditida; Meloidogynidae
Source: the annotation of a GenBank genome assembly